Anguilla anguilla (European eel) is the source of this 1895-nucleotide messenger RNA. It is a transcript of the gene egfl7, whose product is annotated as EGF-like-domain, multiple 7. The record is from RefSeq and is a predicted model, not a curated record. Gene Ontology annotation, biological process: anatomical structure development. The coding region runs from base 336 to 1202 and encodes 288 amino acids. Gene Ontology annotation, cellular component: cell surface; extracellular region. The transcript is spliced from 9 exons. Gene Ontology annotation, molecular function: calcium ion binding; signaling receptor binding. NCBI's taxonomy places the organism in Eukaryota, Metazoa, Chordata, Actinopteri, Anguilliformes, Anguillidae.
AUUACAUUUCUCUCCAGCCGGUUCAACGGGGAACAUCGAGAACUUAACCGUGGGUUGUAUCCUAAUAAAAACUUUGGGAUGAGUUUAAAAGAAACUAUGGAAGAGUUUGGUAGACCGCCUGUCAAGUGGUUGGGUUUGGUGUCUAUGGCUGCAGCUCUUCUCAAGACUAGAGGAGCCUCGUGCUACUUCAGAAUCUGGGGGUAGCUGGAGUCUUCUGGAAGCCUCUGCAAGGCACAGACAGGCCAGGGUGCGCGGACCUCAGCCUCCUUCAGACGCCCCCCCCCCCCCCCCCCCGCUCACCCGCAGCACCUCCCGACUGAGGGGGUGAAGCAGAGAUGUCCGUAGCGCUCCUCCUUCUGUCGUCCUCCCUGCUGCUCCUGCAUGUGACGUGCACACCGCAGCAUUUCAGCCACUCUGGGCGGCGGGCCUGUGCCAGACAUGUCCCCCAUCUCAACACUGUCCUCCACACGGAGUCAUUCAUCCAGCCCGUCCAUAAGCCCUACAUAACCCUCUGCCAGGGGCAUCGGCUCUGCAGCACCUACAAGACUGUGUACAGAGUAUCCUACCGGCAGGUGAAUCGAGUGCCAGCGUCACACUUCUAUCCAGAAUGCUGUCCAGGAUGGAGACGAGUCCACUCUCACAACUGUAACCAAGCCAUGUGUGCCCAAGUUUGUGUGAACGGGGGCACGUGCAUAAGGCCCAAUCACUGUGCCUGUCCACUGGGCUGGACAGGACAGCACUGUCAGACAGACAUGGAUGAGUGCAGUGCCCUGAACCCCUGCUCCCAGUACUGCGUCAACACGGCGGGCAGCUAUCGGUGCGGGUGCAGGGACGGGUACCGCCUGGCAGGGGACGGGCGCUCCUGCCAGCCUCUCCCACCGCCUCCCACCCUGCCUGCUCCGCCCAGGCCAACCAGUCUCCCGCCACCCACCAGUCACGCAGGGGGAGGGCCAGGAGCUGCGGAAAACAUGACCGAGGAGGUGCAGAUCCUGAAGAACAGAGUGGAGCUGUUAGAACAGAAGUUACAGCUGGCCUUGGCUCCUGUCAGCAGUCUCUUCCCUCUGUCUCUGGAUGAGGGUGUGGCUGAGAGGACCACUUUCCUCACCCAUUCCAUCCAGCAGCUGGAUCGCAUCGAUUCGCUCAGCGAACAAAUCGGCUUCCUCGAGGAGCGUCUCGGGACCUGCUCCUGCAGAGACAAUUAGACACAGAAGACGAAGGCUUGGCUUCAGUCUCCGUUCUGGUCUGCUUCUACGUGGAUCAUCAAAUCCAAGAUGCCUGGUCCAGCAGUUUUACAACCCCUUGAUCCAUUACAAGGGACGACAUAUAUUUCAAAUGCUACUCAUGUUUGUAAGAGAGUGAAUACAGAAAGUAAUCACGAUGCAUACAUUUUGCUGUUACCCUGAAACUGAAAUGGCCAAAAAUGGCCUUUUUUCCAUUCAACACCUCAUAUGUUUUUAGUUUUUUUAAGUUAGUGUUGAUGAUGCUGUAAAUGUGACAAGUUUUGUCACACCCACAUAAUUUGGACAGCGGCACCAGAUCUAGUUUUGUCCUGUAGUUUAUGUUCCUCAGCACCCCCUGAACAGACAGCUUUAACACUGAACAGCGUGGUGCGGCAUUUACUGAUUUACUGUAGGUCUGAUAAAUUCCAAAAAGAAAGCAGGAUCAAACUGGAACCUUGUGCUGCUUUCCGUUUUUAUUGUCUCCAUUUCACCGUCUUUAUUCCAUUUUUAUGCGUCUGGCCCUUAGUCAGAACUAGACCCCUUUCUGAAGGGCAGACUUGGAUGUCUGUAUUUAUGUAUUUAAGUUAUAAAUUCAUGUGCUUGUGUAGAUGUGAUAGAUGAAUUGUGUCUGUCUUUUUUAUAAUAAAACAAAUUUGCCAGAAAAGAGCAAAAAAA